GGCUUAAUUUCAGCGCGCAGGUUGACGCUGCUGACGCCGCUCCUCCGCCAUCUUCAACUUCCUAUUGUUUGCAUCAGACUGAGGCUGUCUGCGGUGUGUGCCAGAGAGAGCAGAGUCGACCGCGGAUAUAUUAUUAAAUAGUAGAUUUAGUCUUUACGUUCGGGUCGCUAAAGUUCAGCACAAACCAUUUGUAUGUCACUGGAUUAAAAGCUUUCUCAGGACGAAACCACUAAACCUUGAUGAUGGAGGACGAUCAACCCAGAACCUUGUAUGUGGGGAAUCUGUCCAGGGAUGUCACCGAGCCCCUCAUUCUGCAGGUCUUCACACAGAUAGGCCCCUGCAAGAGCUGUAAAAUGAUAGUCGAUACAGCUGGCAAUGAUCCGUACUGCUUCGUGGAGUUCUAUGACCACAGGCAUGCUGCUGCCUCAUUGGCAGCUAUGAAUGGAAGGAAAAUAAUGGGUAAGGAAGUCAAAGUCAACUGGGCCACGACACCAACCAGCCAGAAAAAAGACACAAGUAAUCAUUUUCAUGUUUUUGUUGGCGACCUCAGCCCAGAAAUAACCACAGAAGACGUCAAAGCUGCCUUUGGUCCAUUCGGCAGGAUAUCAGAUGCUCGUGUUGUGAAAGACAUGGCUACAGGGAAAUCUAAAGGCUAUGGCUUCGUGUCUUUCUUUAACAAAUGGGAUGCAGAGAAUGCCAUUCAGCACAUGGGGGGGCAGUGGUUAGGAGGCAGACAGAUUCGAACUAACUGGGCCACAAGAAAGCCUCCCGCCCCAAAGACCACCCAUGAAAAUAACUCCAAGCAUCUCUCUUUUGAUGAAGUAGUGAAUCAGUCCAGCCCCAGUAACUGCACUGUGUACUGUGGUGGAGUCAGCACAGGACUGACGGAGCAACUAAUGAGACAGACCUUCUCCCCCUUUGGACAAAUCAUGGAAGUCAGAGUUUUUCCUGACAAAGGAUAUUCAUUUGUCAGGUUCAACUCCCAUGAGUCAGCAGCCCAUGCCAUUGUGUCCGUGAAUGGCUCUUCUAUAGAGGGGCACAUAGUCAAAUGCUACUGGGGUAAAGAGACCCCAGACAUGAUGAACUCCAUGCAGCAGAUGCCUGUGCCACAACAAAACAAGAUGGGCUUUGCUGCAGCUCAGCCUUAUGGCCAGUGGGGACAGUGGUACGGCAAUGGGCCCCAGAUUGGCCAGUAUGUCCCCAACGGGUGGCAGGUCCCCACCUACGGUGUCUACGGGCAGGCUUGGAAUCAGCAGGGCUUCAAUCACUUACCGGCCAGUGCUGGGUGGACUGGCAUGAGCGCCAUCAGUAACGGUGGGGUUAUGGAGCCUACACAGGGAUUGAAUGGGAGUAUGCUAGCCAACCAGCCCGGUAUGGGAGCCGCAGGAUACCCCACACACUGAUAAGUGGGCAGGGUGGGAGAUUUGUCAACCAUCAGCCUCUUGCUGGCUGUACGGUGCCCUGCGGGGCUGUGUAACACUGCCUCCAUUUUGUGGCAGGACUGAGACUUUACUGGGAUGUGGAACCUAAUGAGAAGGGUGACGUCUGUGGAGAUGUAAAUGGGAUUUCUUGGGGUGGGCUGAGGUAACGGGAGCCAGGGAGCAGCAGUUUGACCCACACAGGUAUUUACACCAUUUGUGGUAGGAAAGACUGGCCAUGAACCAGGGCUCUUACCAUUUUUAAGUUAACUGUAAAUGAAUUAUAAAACUGUAAAGGAGAAUCUCUUUUUUUCCUGGGUUUUACAGAUUGCCUCCAUUUUCACUUCUUUCCUCUCGACCACUGAGAGGUUUCUUUUCUCUUUUUCUUUUUUUUGGAACUGAGUCAUGCUAAGUUAUGAUCCUUAAUUAUCUGAGGAAUGGAAAUUUGUUCUAAUUUUCUCUUGGAUUAAAAACAAUUGCAGGGAUUGUUGCCACUGCUGUUUCUCUGUAAGGGCAGAUUAAUAUUGCACAGUUCUUUCCUCUCUUGGAUUUCCCAGAAAAAUUUGACUACCAAGAGCAUUUUUCUUUUUUUCUUUUCUUUUUUGCAUUCCAUUUCUCCUUCAUAUCUUUCUGACAGCCUCAAAACUUUUUUCGCCACGUGUAAAUAACCAUCCAUUCAUUUGAAACGAUGUAAGUAAAAUGCUACUGUUAACUGUGGGUGCUUGUUUUUCUUUUUUUUGUUUUUGUUUUGAUAACUCGACAGUUAACUCGAACAUUGUACGUAGCAGAGUGGCACCAUCAAAGGUGACACUGGCACAGUGCAACACGCGACUCUUCCAUGCAGGGAUAAGACAGCAUUGCUAUGCAGUGCAUACUUUAAAAUUUAACACGAUUCAAACGUUAAAGUGUGAACAUGUUUGACACUUCUGAUGUUUCUUUCUUUUUUUUUUUCUUUUUUUUUUAAAUAUCUAUUGAAACGCCAGUAUUUUAUAUCAGACAAAUCUGAGUGUAUUCAGCUUUACACUUGCUCUUUUUGCCAGAGAGAUGGAGAGGCCUACAUUGUGUAACUGUUGCCUUAUAGAGCUGGUUUCUUUUAGCUGACAAGAUACUCUUUUUAAUUAGGCAGUGCCUACAGACCUUUUCAGACCUUUUUGUUUCGAAAGGUGUUAGUCCUGAGAACCGAUGACUCUGCUACUGUAAUCAAUGUUUUCUUGCUUUGUCCAAUUAAAAUGCUAAUGCACAUAAACCACA
Messenger RNA from Oreochromis niloticus (Nile tilapia), 2669 nucleotides. Its product is annotated as nucleolysin TIA-1. The coding region runs from base 240 to 1403 and encodes 387 amino acids. The transcript is spliced from 12 exons. The record is from RefSeq and is a predicted model, not a curated record. Gene Ontology annotation, molecular function: RNA binding. Lineage: Eukaryota; Metazoa; Chordata; Actinopteri; Cichliformes; Cichlidae.